UUUAUUUGUCAGUAAAAUGAGGUGAUACGGUUUGAUUAUAUUUGUUUUUGUAAAGAUGAAUUAUUAUCUUCAGUUAUUUGUGGUGUUUUUGGGACAGAAGAUUGUACUUUCAGAAUAUAGGAGCUUUUAUUACUCAGAAGAGAAACACGCCUAUGACGGUGGAAAGUUUAUUACUAGGAUUGAAUUUUAUAAAAAACCGGAUAAUCAGUGGGCAGCAUCUGAUUACUUUCACGACACUAAAGUGCGCUGUUUCAAAUUUUGUCAAUAUAAACCUGAGAGUAUCACACAACCUGGUUGUGUAUUUUGUCCAUAUGAGUGUGCAUAUUGCGGUCAAAUAGACUAUAGUGAUAAAGGAAGUAGAGAUCACCUAACUGAAAGGAAUACUUGCGUUUUUUACAACAUAUGGCACUUUGAUAAGUUAGCACCAAGUGCGUAUGGCAAAGCUUGCGUAAAAAUUGACUACUGCACGGUCAAUGGAACAUCUCCGUGCCAGAACGGUGGCAAGUGCAUGCUGGUCUACUACUCAUACGUAUGCCAAUGUGAUACUUCCAAAUAUUACGGCAAUAACUGUGAACAUGCGAUACCUUCAGGACAAGAAAAUAAGCUAGCAAGUGGAAUACAGUUGUGGAUUCCAACUUCUGUUGGGUAUUACAGAUAUUACCCAGCUAUCGUAACGUCUCUUUUCGACGGCGAGAAAGUUAAAUACGAGCUUUUAACCAAACAUGGUUAUGAAAUUAUGCUGGAUGAACGAAAUAAAAUUCCUUUUUGCUCAUCGGAACCGGAUCAGUGUGGCUGUAAGGAAGGUUGCAAACAUUUUUACACCGGAAAUUUACUGCAUGGUACGGAAUUUAUACAAAGGCACUAUUAUAUGAUACCUAACUUACAAGUUGACAAUCAGACUAGAAUUGGAUUUCAAAGUCAUGUAUCAAUAGAGGCGUAUAACGAGGGCUUCACAACACCUGUGUAUCAAGAAAGAAGAAUGGUAUUUGUUAGAAAUUUCGUACAUAAUAUGUUCACUGAUCCAAUAGACCGAGGAUUUAAUAUUUAUAUGUUCCAAAUUUCUGACAUCAUAUGCGCGACUUCAUACAAACGUGCAGCUGUUUUAGACGCAUCCAAAAUUAACGAGAUAUCAACGUCAUUCGAAUACGCAAGUAUUUGCCACCAAGUUGCACAUGGAGCCCCGAUCGGUACGAAUAAUGAAAACUAUAUCCCUGUUGUUACAUACUACAUUUUAAAAUUUUCCGACCUGCCUUUCAUUCAUGAGGCUAUUAAUUUUAAACACAGUGUCUACACCGGGUGUGCAUCAGAAAUGAAAUGUCUUGUACCAGCAAAUACUAUCCCAGAUAAUUUAUAUAUGAUCAUGGUAGGCACGGUAAAAUUUAAAAACACUCCCGCCAAAGGCUAUGGAUACUGCUACUCGAAGUUCUUUACACCACCCUCAGCAAAAUUUGCAAUAAAUGGGGCGAAAAAUAUUUCAAAGCGCUAUGAUGAAGAUAAGGUGAUCGAGACGAAAGGCGGUGAUACCGGUGGGACGUACACUUGGAAAUGCUUAGUAGAAGAUCCUUCUUACAAACCCUGUGCAUCGAAAUCGGUCAAAGAACGCACCUUUCGCAUAUAUGGUGAAACCUUGGAUCCAGGAAAAUAUUUGUUCGAAGUGGAGUUCGAUAAUGGGCGAAUGAAACAGACCGACUGGAUUGAAAUUACUGUCGAAGACCCCAUAACAACAACGACCACUACAACAACCACGACAACUACAACAACCACGACAACUACUACAGAAGCGACUACCACAACUGUUAAAGUAACAGGAACUCCCGAGCAACCAACUGGCGCAGGCCUCCCAACUGCAGCUACUGAACCUGAAAGCACAACUACAACAACCACGACAACUCCAACAACCACAACUCCAACAACCACGACAACUACUACAACCACGACAACAGAUGCACCAACACCACCACCAAAACGGUGGAAACCUAUAGGCAUGGAUUGUUUGGUUAACUGCAACCACUUUAGAGAACCAAAUAAAGAUAUAGAACUCAUCGUCUACGAAUUUGAUCAAGACAAUCAACGCCAGCCGACACAACAAAUGUUAAGGUGGGAAAUGUCAGUUGAAGGGGGACCACGUCAUGAUGCAAACGUUUACUUGAAACCCAAUCGUGACAGCCACGAACUGACAAUUGACCAUACAAAAUUAGAAGACGGAAAGACUUACAUUCUUCAUGCCGUAGAUGAAGACGGACAUGUAACAUUUUCAUAUCCAAUACAAUAUUUGAAGGACAAGCCCCCGGAAGGUGGUCAAUGCGAAAUCAAUCCCACGAGCGGCAUUAAAGGCGAAACUAGGUUCAAAAUUGAGUGCUGGGGGUUUAUUGAUACUCAAGGAAACCUUGUAUACGAGUUUUUUGACAACUCACCAGAGGAAAAUAUCCAUUAUGAUGGUAGGAUGAUGGGUACAUCCAGAUCAGGAAGGUACUCUGCAUUCAUGCUUACAAGGGGGUCUGUAAAUAUCCACAUUAUCAACUCAAAUGGACUAUCAACUAUUAAAACAUUACAAGUAUCGCUAACUGAACGCUCGGACGGGUACGGCGCAGAAUACAUUAAGGAACUUCUUGGAGAAUCAAGCUCUUACAUUUCAAAUUUGCAUUAUCGUACUGCUAGGAUGAUAUCAGUCAUUUCAGAGAUCCUGCGCGAAGAAGACAAGAAGGAUACUCUAGAUCAGUUAAUCGAUCAGAUGUCAAGGGUGUCUAUCAUAGCUGCCCCGGACAUGUUCCUGUCCCUUUCAACAAUGAAGAUUCUGCUCCGCGAAGUUACGCACAUGGGUAUAAUCAAACUGGACCACAGGCUUGUUUAUAAUGUUGCGCAGAUAUUGAAAAAUAUCGCACACAAAUAUGCAUCAAUAGCUUUCGAUAGUACUCACACUCCGAAACUGAAACCAAUUGAAAUUCAUCAACUUUCAAAGAACUUUUUAGACUGUGUUGACAUCGCAGUCCUUGCCCGUGAUGAAAGUAUAACGCUUGCCCCAGAAGAAGAUGUUGACUAUAAAGCUUUGAAUAAUCUGAAAAGAGCAUCAGCGUGUCUAGCUGAGGUAAUACAAAUUUCAGUAAGAGUGGUAAGCCAUUUCCAGACUGCUGGAGACACAAGGACUGAAUUUCCGUCACAUGAAAAACUUUCACAUGUGUGGGCAGCUAUUGAUCAAGCAGACGUUUUAAGUGACAAGAAAGGAUGAAGACAUGCGUGUUCAAAUGGAUAAAAAAUUGGCAAAUUCUUUCCGGAUGGGUCUCGAUUUAACACUGCACUAUGCCACUUUGAAGCAAAAUCUUUUCUGGUGGGCUAGAAGUUAUAUAAAUACCGAUAUUGUGUUCAUGGAGUUAGCCCAGAAGGUGUUGGGUCACGUGUACCAUGCUGUGCCAGUCUUACAUAAGCCGAUAGAUA
Messenger RNA from Homalodisca vitripennis (glassy-winged sharpshooter), 3432 nucleotides. RefSeq lists its product as uncharacterized. The coding region runs from base 56 to 3226 and encodes 1056 amino acids. The transcript is spliced from 17 exons. The record is from RefSeq and is a predicted model, not a curated record. Lineage: Eukaryota; Metazoa; Arthropoda; Insecta; Hemiptera; Cicadellidae.